This is a messenger RNA of Guillardia theta CCMP2712, 537 nucleotides long. RefSeq lists its product as hypothetical. Gene Ontology annotation, cellular component: UDP-N-acetylglucosamine transferase complex. The transcript has 2 exons. The record is from RefSeq and is a predicted model, not a curated record. Gene Ontology annotation, biological process: dolichol-linked oligosaccharide biosynthetic process. Lineage: Eukaryota; Cryptophyceae; Pyrenomonadales; Geminigeraceae. Bases 1 to 537 code for a protein of 178 amino acids.
AUGUUCUCUAUUCAAAAGUCAGGAGCAUUCAAAACACUGAUCGUUUUGGGAUCAGGAGGGCAUACAACAGAGAUGUUAAGUAUUGCAAGUAGUUUGCCUGCGCCGUUGAUUGAUGAUGCAACAUUUUUGAUCGCUUCUACGGAUAGGAUGAGCGAAAUCAAACUGAGACAGAAGUUUCCCGGUGCGAUGGUGAAGAAAACUCCUCGUGCACGGGAAGUGAAACAAUCAUGGAUCACUUCUGUGUACACCACUCUGAUUGCAUCAUUUCAUGCAAUGUGGUUUGUAUUCAUGAUUCAACCUGAUCUUGUCCUUUGCAACGGACCAGGAACUUGUGUACCCAUCGCAUAUUCAGCGUUCCUGUUCCGUUUUUUCCUUAUGCAGAGAUCAAAGAUUAUUUUUGCAGAGAGCAUUGCCAGAGUGAAAUCCUUAUCUCUCUCUGGAAAGCUCUUGUAUCCGAUAGCCGACGAGUUCGUUGUUCAGUGGCAGGAGCUCAUAGAAAAGGCUCCACGUGCUCGUUAUGUUGGCUUCUUGAUAUGA